This is a messenger RNA of Metopolophium dirhodum (rose-grain aphid), 3073 nucleotides long. RefSeq names its product L-asparaginase. Gene Ontology annotation, molecular function: asparaginase activity; protein binding. The transcript is spliced from 14 exons. Bases 395 to 2548 code for a protein of 717 amino acids. The record is from RefSeq and is a predicted model, not a curated record. Lineage: Eukaryota; Metazoa; Arthropoda; Insecta; Hemiptera; Aphididae.
ACAAUCGUCAGCGACCGCAGUUCGUGUUCGCACUGCCUCGCGUAUCAUAGCCGCACACUUUUCGGCAGCGUAACAGCAGCGGUGGCGGCGAUAUUGUUAUAUUAUAUUAUUCUCUGGUCGUCGACUCGGUCUAACAUAAUAUACGUCUUUAUACCUACUUAGAUAUCCGUCACUUACAUCAGCUGUACCUGCAGAGUCGGUCGUCACGCGUCUCGUCCCGUUCGCGCUUGGUCCACGGGACUCGUCAAACCGUUGUAAUUUUUCCAUCGAAUCACACCGGUGCUGCGUCGAAGAUCGUUGUGGGUCAUACGUGGGGUCGGACGCUACCAACUGCGACUGUUACCUACUGGCACUACUAAAUAUUGCUUAGUGAAAUUUUUUUUUUCACAUCGAAAUGGAUAAAAAACCACAACUGGAAUCGCGACCGAACGGUGACAUCGCGAAAAGCCCAGCCACGAUCGGCGUGUCCGACGAGAACGGACGCGUCGUUGAUAUUAACGAGCCGCAGUCGUUUCGGCGUCUUUCCUCGCCUUCGCCAUCGUAUCUUGGGUCCACGCCGUCGCAGUCGUACCUUGGGUCCACGCCACCGCAGCCUUUCCGCAGACGAUGCGACUCGAUGACCAAAACCGAGGAUGGAGACCAGAACGAGUCCAAAGUGUUGGUCAUCUACACGGGUGGCACCAUCGGGAUGAUCAGGAACGACGAUAACAUGUUGGUGCCCACACCUAGCAACGGAAAUUCCACCGAUUUUCUUAUGGAGCACAAGAUGCGCCAGGACCACCGGUUGUACGACGCAAAGUACGCACAACACAAGUACGGCGCGUCCAUGAACUGCAGCCCGCUAGUUUUGCCCAUGGUCAAGGGAUUCCGACGGAUCGUUUACUCGGUGUACCAAUACCCAGAGUUGUUAGACUCGAGCAACAUGUGCAUGCGCGAUUGGCGGAGCAUAGCUGAAGACAUAUGGCAAGCAUACGAACUAUACGACGGAUUCGUCGUGUUACACGGCACCGAUACGUUGGCGUACACUGCGUCCGCACUGUCGUUCAUGUUCGAGAACCUCGGCAAGACCAUCAUCAUUACGGGUGCUCAGUUGCCAGUGUUUGACUUGCGAAGCGACGGAAGCGACAACUUCGUCACCAGUUUGCUGAUGGCCGGUAACUAUUGCAUCCCCGAGGUGACGAUUCUGUUCCAUAACAAACUUUUACGUGGAAACCGCACUGUCAAGGUGGACUGCGAGAGCUUCGCUGCGUUCGACUCCCCUAAUUUGGCGCCGCUGGCCGUCAUCGGAAUCGACAUCAAUGUGUCGUUUAGACAAAUCUUCCGGCCGAGGUCCAUCGAGAAGUUCACAGUCCACCUACAGCUCGACGAGAACGUCAGUUUGCUGCGCAUUUUCCCCAACAUUACAGCCGACACGGUCCGUACGUUCCUGCAGCCACCCAUCAGAGGUGUAGUGCUCCAAACUUAUGGAGCUGGAAACUUGCCCGGAAACCGCGCCGACAUCAUGGCUGAGCUGAAAGCUGCCACUGAUAGGGGUGUCAUCGUUUUCAACUGUAGUCAGUGCUUCAAGGGAUCGGUGACGGCCGUGUACCAAACUGGGCAUGUGCUGAACCAGGUUGGCGUCAUAUCGGGCAACGACAUCACUCCCGAAGCGGCACUCGCCAAACUCUCGUACGUGCUAUCCAAGGAUGACUGGGACCUGAGCACCAAACGAAUGAUGCUUGGAGCAAAUUUGAGGGGUGAGAUGAGUGGCGGACCGCCUAAACCAGCAAGGAAGAACCGUGCCGCGGAUGAGUGGGAUCUAGUGGACGCAGUGGCCCGCACCCUGUUGCACGUGAACGGAUCUCAAGAACUGACUGCGCUCGGGGGCGUUCUGUUUCCCGCAAUGCUGGGAAACGCCGUCGCUCGUUCCGACUUGAACAAACUGGACGAGCUCAAAGGCUUUGGAGCUGACUUUUCCGCACAAAACGCUGACGGCCGUACAGCCUUGCAUUUAGCGUGCGCCUUGGGAGACGUCCGCAUCGUCCGGUACCUGUUAUUGAAUGGAGCCAGCGUGCACAUCAAAGACAAAUUCGACAGGACGCCGCUGAUUGACGCUGUCGAAAACGACCGAAAUGACGUGGUUGCGCUGUUGCGAAGGUGUGGUGCCCAUCUCAACUCGCCCGCCAAGCAUGUCGGUCAACAGCUGUGCAAUGCUGCGGCCAAGGGAAACGUGCAGAGGCUGCGAUCUUACGCGGCCGCCGGAGCCGACCCGUCUUCGGCCAAUGACAUGUACGGCAGAACACCAUUGCACGCAGCCGCGCUCACCAACCAAACGGAAGUGGUCGAGUACUUGCUGUCGCUGCACGCGGCCGUCUUUGCGCUCGGACACGUGGACGCUGGUCCUCCUGCGGACCUGUUGGGCGUCACUCCGGUGGACGUUGCCCGGGCGGCCGGUCACGCGACCCUCGCCGAAAAACUUCAGCAGCACUUCCAAAACCCCAACAGACACGAAAAAAAGCAAUCGCCACAGCUGAAUGGUGGCGGGGUGGAGCACAAGGAAAAGGCGUAGCCCAACCCCUAGAUUAUAAUACCUAACACGGGACUGCUGCAUCGAUGUAAUUCGCCUGUACGAUUAUUAUUAUUUUUAUUAUGAUUAUGAUUAUUAUUAUUAUUACUCCUACCACUAUAUUAUUAUUAUUAUUAUUUUGUAAAAUUAUGUCGUAAAACAAAGCGUUACCGAGAGAUUUAUAUUAUAAUGUUCUCCGUAUUAGGAAAAUAUUAUAUUAUUAUUUCUGGCAUCGCAUAAUGGCGCCCGCAGAGGUUUCGACUCAAAAUUAGGUCUCGGGCAAUGGGCUUAUUUUAUUGGCCACCUCGCCCUGUUUACUCACUCACUCUCAUUCACUCUCUCGUAUUCUACGACCUUAUUUUACUCUCAUAUUUCCCGGACCUCCGCGUCGACGUUUGUACCGAUGUAACUAAUUAUCACCGAUGUAAUAUAACAACAAGUCUGUCUUUAAUAUUAUAAUAAUAUAAUGUAAAUUAAACGAUUUUUGGUUUUUUUGAAUAAAAAAUGAUUCGUUUAUAUUCUAACCUA